Molecule: messenger RNA, 421 nt
Organism: Coffea arabica (coffee)
Lineage: Eukaryota; Viridiplantae; Streptophyta; Magnoliopsida; Gentianales; Rubiaceae
Source: RefSeq, a predicted model, not a curated record
UUUUUGUAACUAUCUUCAAACCAUGAAGCUUUCUGUAGUUUUCAAAUCCUUGCGUAGCUAUCCCGCUUUUCGUGUGGUUACUGGCCCUCUACAGUCUCGUGCUUUUCAGCCUGAUUUCAUUCCCAGGGACCCCAAAUCAAAGCCCGUAAGACACAAGUAUCCUGCUUUCUUUGAUCCUUAUAGCCCUAGACCCCUAACUUCAGAUAAGAUCAUUCGGCUUGCAGAGCAGAUUGCAGCCCUGUCUCCUGAAGAGCGUAAUUUAAUUGGUCCCACGCUUAGAGACAGACUAAGGCAUCCUAAGAUUCAACCAGUUUUAGUGGAGGGCAUGGACUUGGGUCCUCAGGGAGGGUCUGGUGCUGGGUAUUCAAAGGCUGAGGAGAAGAAGGUUGAAAAAACUGCAUUUGAAAAAACUGCAUUUUAA